Messenger RNA from Eptesicus fuscus (big brown bat), 714 nucleotides. It is a transcript of the gene C20H17orf78, whose product is annotated as chromosome 20 C17orf78 homolog. Bases 1 to 714 code for a protein of 237 amino acids. Lineage: Eukaryota; Metazoa; Chordata; Mammalia; Chiroptera; Vespertilionidae. The record is from RefSeq and is a predicted model, not a curated record. The transcript has 6 exons.
AUGGAUACCAUCUUGGUCUUCAGCCUAAUCAUUACAUCCUAUGAUGCCAACAAGAAAGAACUCAGAGAUAGCCGUUGUCAAGUGGAACAGCUCCCUGGGCUCUUCUCAAUGGGUAUGAGAAGCACCAGGGAUGUGUUAACGCCAGAAGCUCAAGCUGAAGACAACAGGUCCACCUUGGACCAAAUUCUGACUGUGGCUACCUUGCAGUGCCUUGCCUCUGGGAGCAAAGUAAAAGUCAGCCUUGCAUAUUCAGAGAAAAGGCCAAAGGUCAAGUAUACUCUAAAGAACUUGAGAGUCAUUGCUGCUCCCCACAGAAGCAGCACUGCUUUCCCAAGCUGUCACCUAACCCCUACAUCCAACUUUCAGAAUGGAUCUCUUCUAACAGGCAAAGACACAGAUGAAAACCUAGAGAAGAGGCAGAAAUGGAGCCUUGUGGUCAAAUUUCUGAUUGCUGUCACUCUGUUGUUCAGUGGAAUCGCUAUUACAGUGUUUGUCGUUUUUGAAGUUCCAUGUCCUUGUCAAUGCCUAAGAACCAGAGAACUAUGCCAAUGCCGGCGAUUGUGGGAAAGGCGAAGGAAGGAAGGUCAACAACCUGAGGCAGCUGAAUCCCAGCCUCACUCUCAGCCAGAGAAGGAAAGUGUUGGACAAAAUGUUCCCAACUCAAACUCAAAGAAAGCUGCCGAGAUCACUGUUAUCCACCAGACAUACUUCUGA